UCUUCACUCCCUCUCCCUCUUUGUACCCUCUCCCUCUCUUUCUCCAGAUUCAGGAGAGUAAUGGAACCACACGCGCAUAUCGCUGAAGCAUCAUCUGGAGGGGACGCGACAUUCGAUGGUAGGGAGAACGAAGCUAUAAAGAGAACCCGGCACGAACUGGCGCUAGAGUAGUGUGUGUGUACGCGGUUGGCGAAUAGGUAGUGAAGCGGGAUACUGCCACAAUAAACUAGAGAGAGCGCACGUAAGGUUGGUGUAGAAGCAACUAUAAACAGGAGAGGGGGAGCCGCUAAAAGGGUACCAUAAUUCGCCGGACCGCCCCUUGGUUAAAUCAGUUUCGUUCCUAGUUCGCGGUGUUCGACAUCAGCCGGAGGAGAGAAAGACAAUAGUGGUGUGUGCGCGUCUUUUUUAUUUACAUACUCGCCUCCGGUUGGUCUCCCGUAAACUUUCGUUACGUGACUUACACGUGAGAGGAGGGUGGGGGAGGUGGUGCGCGCGUUUUGAAACAAUUCAUUGAUCUUUACACCGAGCGCGUCGCGCGUGGUUUCGUACGUUCGUACGUCGCGCAUCUGAGCGACACGCGACACGCGACGUAUGUCGUCUCGCGCGCGAGAGAAAGAGAAAAAGAGAGAAAGCGGAGCUUUGCAGUGUCGAACGCGCCUAAUAGGCGAGAAAAUGAAGAGGAACACAGUGAUUUAUCCGUAGAUUCGCAUCACUUUACCAUUUCGUCCAUCAUUCACAGUUGGUGUCAGUUCUUAAUUACACACGCUUUGCUCCUCGGAACCUCGUCAGCCAGUUAUCACGUAUCAUUCGAACUCUAAAGCCACCGAGGAAUCACUUUUUAUUUUCAUUUCCUAGUGGAAUUACAAAAGGAUAAAGUGAAGGAGAAAAGAGAAUGCGCAGCAGCACGAAGUAAUGUGGAAACGGAAAAAAUAAAUAAAAAGAAGAAAAUAAAGGUAAAAGACGGAUGAAGAAUAAAACAAAGUGCUUCUAUUGUUAGUAUACGAAAAAACGGAAAAAUAUUGCAUGGUUUGUAAACAAUGGAUGCCGAAACUAACGCCUUCAUCGUGAUGCGGUAGUGCAUUGCAACGUUACAUGACUGAAUCAUACGUCACUAUUGUAACAGAGCUGAAGGACAAAGAGUGCAAGUACUUUGAUAUGCGUGAAAAAAGGAUACAGCCCAAUCUCCAAGGAAAAGUUAAAUACCAAGAGAGAAAAAGAGAACAAGGGAAAAUACUGUGGGAUUUUCUGUUAAAACAAUGACGGAUGGUCGCUUCAUCAGAUCUGACCAAUCGUGACAGGCGACGAGGGUGUUUGAGGGUGGAGUACCGAGGAGUGAACACGAUAGCACCGCGGGUCGUGAGUCCUGAGGGGACGGACGCCAUGGCGGCCUCUUCGUCCUCAUCGAGCGGCGGCGAGCAGCAGUACUCGCUUAGGUGGAACGACUUCCACUUUAGCAUUCUCAACUCAUUCCGGAGUCUGAGAGACCACCAAGACUUCGUCGACGUCACGCUUGCCUGCGACAGCUGCACCUUCACCGCGCACAAAGUCGUUCUUUCGGCAUGCAGUCCAUACUUCCGCGACUUGCUCAAGGCGAAUCCAUGUCAGCAUCCAAUUGUAAUCUUGAGGGACGUAGCAUCUUCGGACAUGGAGUCCUUGCUGCGCUUCAUGUAUAACGGAGAAGUGCACGUGGGUCAGGAGCAGCUGCCUGCCUUCUUGAAGACAGCGCAGAUGCUUCAGGUACGGGGAUUGGCGGACGUUAACAGCGGUGCUUCCAAUGCGAAAAUUCCACCGCCGUCGACGUCGGCCGGCAACAACGGUAGCGCGCCUGCAACACCACGUAAUCCUUGGCAGGACAAUGGCAGAGGAGACCUUAAUGAAAGUGAUAUGAGCCCUCCGGCAAAACGACCGAGAAGUUGCAGUCCGCCAUUGGGCAACCACAUCGAACAGAAAUCGGAUCUUCAAGAAUCCUUGCUGGGUCAAGCUCUAGAAGGUGGACCCACGAUACAUACGAUACCCACGAAUAAUGUACAGUCGACUGGGGAGGAUUCGAAUUCUAUGUCGGAAAAUGAAGAGGACAUAUCGAAUAACGGCAGCAUUCUGAACACGGUGAAGACUGAACCGAGUGAUAUUCUAAAUGACUCUAUCGAACAUCAUCGCAACAGUUUUCCUGCGGCAUUAUUGGGCAUUCAAGGGAUAGGCUUACCAGGACCAUCAGGUAUGCAUCAGGUGGCAAAUCAGGAUCCUAAUUAUGGGCGGUGGCAGCCCUCUGGAGGAGAUGGUUCAAGCUCGAGUUCCGCUUGGCUGCCGGGUACGUCCUCCACGAAGAACGAGCACGCCGGGUCUGGAACCUACCAGAGUGGCGGGGGUCACAACUCGAAAGGGCAGGAUUUCUCGACCCUACUUCAGCAUCAUCAUCAUCAUCAGCAUCAUCAUCAUCAUCAUACCACCAGCCAACAGUCGUCGCAGCAACACACCCUUAAUGCUCUCAACUCCCUCAACAGCCUGAACACUGAGCAACUCACGAUGAUGCAUCAAAAAUUGCAGAAUAAUCUCCAAAGUCUUCAGCAGAACACUGCUGCCAAGGGCGACCAACUGAAUCUGAUGCUGCAAUCUUGCGCAAAAGAUAAAAUUGAGAGUAUUGCGAUGCUGCAUCAGCAAACUCAGAGACGGUAUCAGCAGCAGAUGGAUAAUGCCAAUCAUAAUGGUAAACCCAAGUGUCCCGAAUGCGGCAAAAUGUAUUCAAAUAAUUCCAAUUUGAAGCAACACAUUGUCAACGUUCAUACCGUACAGACCGAAUACAUUUCGUGUCAUGUGUGCAGCAAGCAAUUCAAGACCAAGCAGUAUCUACAGAUUCACUUGCUUUCCAUGCACGGUAUCAGAAAGCGAAAGAGUUAUCCUCUGUAUCAGAUGCAGACACAUAUGCAACCUCAACAGCAACCUGCUUUGCAGCCUACUUCGCAAGUUUCCGCGAGUCAACAACAACAACAACAAUAUUCCACGUCGGAAAGAUGGUCUGAAGACAAACAGUGAUUUGGAAAUAGCCCAGUGAUUUGGAUAUAGUCCAGAGUAAAGAAAUCGAUUUUAAUUUAUACCUGUAUGCAAAGAAUCCUGAAGAAACCUUUUGACACCAAGGCGUUUUGAAUGAUUUGUGAUAAAGACAGACAGUGAUAAAGACAAAACUGUUAGGUGAUUCUCGUGAGACUGACAAUUUUAUAGUGACAUAUUUUAUUAUCAUACUAUGAAAGAUUCAAAUGUGCAAAAUACACGUGUAUCUCUGCACGUUAUGGAGAUGUGUGCUCGUGUCUUUUAGCGAAAGUGAGUUGAUGACAUAUAAUCGCAGAUGUAGUGUGAUUACAUAUAUAUAUAUAUAUAUAUAUAUAUAUAUAUAUAUAUAUAGGUUUUCUCUGUGCGAUGCGCUAGAGGAAGGUGUGUAUAUUCAACAUAGACUAAAAUGUUAUUUUGAUAAUGGAACAUCGAAUGAAGUCAAAAGUACACACAACAUACAGUUCAAUAAUAAUAUAUAAAUAUAUACAGACAAUAGAAUAAUAUUUUAUAUUUUAAUUUGGGACGACCUCAUAAUUAGUUUAUUUCGAUUAACAAAGUCAAACUCUGUGACGAGGAGUUUUUGUUCCGAUUUUUAUAUUGUUAUUUAAAUUUUUAUUAUUAUAUUUUCUUAUGUGUAUAUAUACAUAUGUAGCUCUAAAGAAAAAAUAGAAAUUUAUGUCAAGAUAUAAGAAAGUUUUUUGCAAGAAUCUCUUUUGUAAGUUUAGUUAUACUGAAGAAAUUUAAUAAAAAUUAAUACUUGAUACACUUUUAUAAGACUAAUGAAAAUUGUUAUUUGCGAUCACGAAACAAGUUUAAUUUAUAAAUACAUUAACUAUGCUUUUUUAUAUGUUGUAAUAUAUCUUUGGAGUAAUAUCUUUAAAGUUACAUUGCAUAAUUAAUUGCAAAAAGCGUAAAUUUAUAUUUACAAUUUUGCAUCUGUUAGUUGAGGCAUUAAUUAUUAAUGCGUAGCACUUUAGACAACUUUAUUAUAUAUUCCGCCUCCCUCUCAGCGCAUCGGUGGUACUUAAGUUUGAGAUUGAGUGCGCGUCGAAAAGACCGCGCCCUAAACGAUCGAAGCUCACUCGCAAAUAUCCGUUUUUUUAAAGCUUGGAUAAGGAUGCGGAGGUGUCGAUAGAUAGAUGUUGGCAAAAGAGGGUGCUGGUACACGAGAAUUGGCCGACCUAUUUUCGUACCCAUACCGCAGUGCGCAGUUCACCCUUCGCGAUGAUGAUAAGCAUGCCUCCUCCAUUGGUUGGGAGAGAAAGAACGGGGGAGGGGGGGGGGGAUGUACAUAGAUAAGACUACUAGAAAAAGAUACACAGAGAAACAAAAAAUGUUUUCAUAUUUUAUGGAAUUCGUCGCGUUAUAAUUAGCAUGUAUUAAGUAAGGUGAUAUGACCAGCUUAGUUUCUCGAAAAAAUAGACUUAUAUCGUGAAGCCAUUCUUUUACAGUAUAUUCUUUGUAGGAUUGGUUUUAUGGAAGAACUAGAACGUGAAAGAUUACGUAGAAAUGGAUAGAAAAGUCUGAGAUACGAAUUCCUUUAAAGAAUGUGAUUAAUUUUAUCUUGCUCGUGCAUUGUUUCUUUUCUUUUCUGAAAAACAUUUUUUGAAAUUCUUGUGAAGAAGUUUUUUUUAACUUUUAUAUAUAAAGUAUAUAUAUUGAUGAGAAUUCCAACAAAAAUUUUUAUAAAAAUGUCGAUCUCACCUAUUAAAAAAAAAAAGAAAAAUUAAAAAGUAUAUAUUUAGAAUCGUGAAAAAAAAGAAAAAAAUUAAUUAAUUUUUAGACAUAAAAAUAAAACUUGCUAAGCUUUCGGAAGCGGGAGUAGAGUACAGCAAUCUCAUGAUAUCAAUCAUAAUUGGCAUGACUGUUAUAUGUAUAUCUACAGAUACAUAUAUCUUAAUGAUGGCAUGGUUAAUUAUUUGAUUUUUUUCGUUAUUACACAUGCUGCCUCAAUUUACUUUAUAGAGAAAAACAAACGGAUAAUGAGCACAAAUUGUAAUUUUUUUAAAAACGAAAAGCUUGGCAAACAGUAUCGUAAAAAAUCCGGAAUCAAUCGGCGCAGCAUCUCACCUCGCCUCUCGCAAUGUGAUAUCGGGAACAUGCAUAUGUACGUGUGUCACGCGUGCUAUCGUCCGCAAUAUUACGAGGGACAAAGAGAUAGGGUACGUCGUAUUGAUCUCGAGGAUUCAACAAACAGCACCUAGUACCUCCCGUUCGUUCCUCUCUAACUCUAUCUUGCUUCUCCACCCAGUGCCAGUCCCGCUCCUCACCCUUCCGUUUUCUCUUUCCUUCGUCGAUAUCUCUCCCUGUCUCUCAUCAUGUUCCAUACCAUUCGAUUUGGCCUCGCGUAUAUAGGGGUUUGAUGAGGGCAAGCAACCCUGCUCGGACGAUAAUCGCAAUUCCAUUGUCGGGCUUUCGAUCGCCGUCGGUCUCAUUUUGAUGAUACUUCGCGUAAAGAUUCGUCUCCUUUCGUACCUUCAAUACAACAGCAAAUAAGGCUGACGAAUCGUAUCUAGAAUAAAUUGCAUUUGCGAGAUUUAAAUCAUUUUAUCAUUAUUUUAUUAUCAUCUUGUGAGCAACACAUAGCACUAGAAAAAAAAAAAAAAAAAAACAGCGACAAUUAUGAUGAUUAUAAUAACAGUUUAUAAAUGUUUUGAAAAUUUUGCUAUUAAAAGAUAAAAUAUCAGUCUAUUUUUUUAUAUGGCUAAAAAAAAUAGGAGUUAUUAAAUUUUUGCAUACUUUAAAGAUCAAAGCAAUAUACAUAUCAUUGAUAAUAUAUAUUACCUUAUAAACUCUUGGUAAAUUAAUCCAAAAUUUUAGAUAACUCCAUUAAACAGCAUUUCAGUUUCUAAAUCAAUUCACGCAGCAGUUAAACGGUUUCCUAGAAGACACUAACGGUGGAAAUUUACGCGGAGUGUAAUUUAGUAAUUCGCGAAAAGUAAGGGAUCUCGAAGGGAAUAUUAAUUUAACUAGCAAAGCCAUUUCAACCCAUCGAUCCAGCGACGCUUGUUAACAGCCGCGAGUGCCGGUCUCGGACUAGCAGAUUGCCGAUUUCCGCGCAGACGGGCGACCGAACGAGCGAGCGAGCGAGCUUGCGAGCAAGCAAGAGGAAGUUUGCCAAGACACGCGAUGGUCGGGUCUAUGACCAUCGACCACGCGAUGCCACAGUUGCGUUCACCCUCGUUGCGAAUCCCUGACAAAACAAACCCUGUCUGCUUAUCCAAUUCCGCGGUGUUUCCACGAAUUUCUUCCAUCUCGUGCUUCGUGCCAACCCUCGACGCAACGCAACCCCCGCAAAUGGAGGAAGAGCUUCGCAUUUGUUUCCGACAACCCUUGUCCCUUCUGUCUUCUCAUCCACGCGCGUUCUUCUUACUCAAACUCCCUCUAUUUCUCUUCCUCUAUUUUGUCGUGUUUUUUUUAUUUCGUACUGUCGGCAUAAAGUUUCAUCACUUACAUGUGCAGCUUCGCUUUAAAAGCACUCACUUGGCACUCCAUUCGACAUGGGCGCUCCUGGGAAUACGAUCAACUUCCGUUUUUGGACAUAUAGUAACUGAAGAUUAUGAGACUAUUUUUUAAAAAUGCUUUGUCUCUUUUUUACACAUGUCAUUUUAUUUUUUUACAUUUAGUUUUUAUCAGAAAUUAAAUGUCCAUAUUUAGUUUGUAGAAAUUUCUAUUUUUUAUUUGUCUUUUAUUUUUGUUUGUUUUAUUCUGAGCACUUUAAAAAAUUUAAUAAUUUUUGUUUUAAAAAAAGAACUGAAUCAAUAAUAAAAUAAUAUCUGUCAAUAGCUUUUAUCAUAGCUUCUUCCAAUUUUUAACACACUUAAUUAAAGAAAAGUUAAUUAAUUAAAUAAUUAAUACAUAUAUAUAAAUAUAUUUAUUAGAAAGCAAAAUAAAUUUGUUUAUCUAUCUUAGUGAAAAAUUUUUGUUGAGAUUUACUUUAAGGCUAUAAAGAGGAUAUAGAUGUACUUAUGCGAUGUACGACUGCAAUGUGAAUUUCGAUCAAAUUGCAAUUCUUCCAAGCCAAUGGCCUGUGAGAAAAUCGUUGGUUGUGAAAUCAUUUAUAAUGCACAAUUCCAGGGAUAUUAAAUC
Messenger RNA from Cataglyphis hispanica, 7134 nucleotides. RefSeq names its product protein abrupt. The transcript is spliced from 9 exons. The record is from RefSeq and is a predicted model, not a curated record. Gene Ontology annotation, biological process: regulation of transcription by RNA polymerase II. Gene Ontology annotation, molecular function: protein binding. Lineage: Eukaryota; Metazoa; Arthropoda; Insecta; Hymenoptera; Formicidae. The coding region runs from base 1264 to 3030 and encodes 588 amino acids. Gene Ontology annotation, cellular component: nucleus.